Messenger RNA from Xenopus tropicalis (tropical clawed frog), 579 nucleotides. Its product is annotated as galectin-3-like. The record is from RefSeq and is a predicted model, not a curated record. The transcript has 5 exons. NCBI's taxonomy places the organism in Eukaryota, Metazoa, Chordata, Amphibia, Anura, Pipidae. Bases 97 to 510 code for a protein of 137 amino acids. Gene Ontology annotation, molecular function: carbohydrate binding.
UUGACAUGAUUUAUGUACUUUAAAUGAGAUAAAAUCUCUCCAUAAUUGAUGUUUCCACAUUUGCCAGAGACAACAGUGAGAUUGCUGUGUUAAACCAUGACUGCUAACAAAGAAAAUGUUGUGUACGAUCUUGAUAGUGGAUUUAUUCCACAUACUUUAGUAACAGUGACAGGACAAGUCAAACCCAAUGCCCAAAGAUUUUCAGUCAAUUUUAAGAAGGAAAAUGAUGUAUUUCUCCAUUUUAACCCACGCUACUUUGAAGAUGUUAUAGUGCUGAACACAUGUGAGAAUGGAAGCUGGAAAUCUGAAGAAAGGGUUAAAGGAAACCCAAUAAAAAAAGGUAGCACAUUUAAGGUUGAGUUCCAAUGUGAGGAAAAUUUCUUCAAGAUAUUUUUGAAUGGUACAUUUUUGGUGGAAUUUAAGGCCCGGAUGCAUCCUAUCACAGCCCUUACAGCAAUCCACACCAGUGGAGAUGUUAUAAUAGAUGACAUUAGCCUCAAAGCCAUGUAAACUUGUGAUCCUAUAUGUUUAAAAACUUGCAAUAUGUUUAAAAACUGAAAAAUAUAUUAUGAAAAAAAA